Molecule: messenger RNA, 10104 nt
Organism: Macaca mulatta (Rhesus monkey)
Lineage: Eukaryota; Metazoa; Chordata; Mammalia; Primates; Cercopithecidae
Gene: EFCAB3
Product: EF-hand calcium binding domain 3
Molecular function (GO): calcium ion binding
Source: RefSeq, a predicted model, not a curated record
ACCUCGUGAUCCGCCCGCCUCAGCCUCCCAAAGUGCUGGGAUUACAGACGUGAGCCACCGCACCUGGCCUACAACAUCUUUUGUUUGCAGUAGCAUUGUUUUGAGAGGCAAUGUUCUAUGGGACUGAAGACCACAGGCUUGGAGUUAAAUUGUCUGAAUUCAAAUUCUGUCUCCACUAUUUGCUGGCUGUGUGAUCUUGGGAAACUUGAUCUCUUCAAGUCUUUAUCAUAUUUAGCACACAGUGAGCAUGCAGUAACAUGAGUGAUUACUACUGUCUUAGCAGUUCUGCUUCUCAGGGUUUAUUUAAAUAAACAGAUGUACUUGGAUUUCUUUGCUUUGUAUGCCAUUUGAAACUGGAUUUCUCCUCAUACCACAAAAGAUAAAGUUAAGGAACUGGAUGAUCUGUGAUUUAUAGUCUACUAACUGCUUUUUCUAGUGUUUGCCCACAUAUCUGUGUUGGUGAAAUACUGUGUAUCAUACCCUAAGUCAGUGUUACAUUGAAGAGAUAACUUCAGGUAGGUAAAUAUAAUUGCUUAAGUGUCCUAAACAAGCAUAUGAUUUUUUCUUUCUCUUUUUUUUUGGCAGGAAAUCCUUUUGUACUAUUGCUCAUUCAUACUUGUUCAUCAAAGCCUGGAUUCUUUAAGGACAGAAUUUACCUCUAAACAGAAAGAUGGAAACUAACAUACAUUUAUUCUGCCAGGCAGAGGAAAAUAUUGACUUCUUAGAUGAUGGCUCUAAUUCUUUUGCAACUGGCUUGCCAUCAGGAACUAUUAACCACAAGAAAUACAUCAAGUUUUCUAAAACAAUAGAGAAGAAAAUUUCACCGGAAGUUAGGAGUUUGAGCCCAGAAUAUAAAAAAAUAUUUGAAACGUCAGUAUUCCUUUGUGGAGAAGAAAAGUCCUCUGAUUUUUCAGUAGGAAAAAAAGGUGGGAGAAAGAGUUUACAAGUACAACAGCACAGUAAAAGAACUGAGAUUAUCCCUCCUUUUCUGAAGCUGUCAAAGGAGAAGGUGACUAGGAAAGAAAACUCUUUAUGCAAGUUGCCGAAUCAGUACAGCCUUCACAAGACUUCAUCACCUCUUUGUACAUCUUCCUCAAUUACUCGGGAAAAGGAAAUGCUAUCUAACCUCUACAUGACAUUAUAUGAUGAAGUAACCCAUGGAUAUUUAUACUCACAAGAAUUAAGUGCACUUCAUAAAGCCUGUAAAAUUUUUAGUAAAAUUCGAAGUGGUAAGAUUUAUGUGAAUGAUCUUCCAGUGAUCCUCGGCAUCUUGAGAAUUUCUAUAAGUGAUUUAGAAAUGCGACAGGCACUAAAGACUAUUGAUAUUGAUGUUAAUGGAAUGCUGGAUUUUUCAAAUUUCCUUAAAGCUGUGGCUGAUGUUUCUUAUAUGGUCUCUCACAAUCCAGCAUUCUGGGAUGCCUUGAAGAUUUUCUGUAGGAUAAAAGGUGGUCGAGUUUCAACUGAUGAAAUAUUUGGUGUUUUGGAUAACAUGGGUAUCCCUAUAAACCCUGAAAUUUUAGAAGAAGUGAUAAAACAUACCUAUAUUGACAGUAACCACAUGGUGGAUAUUGGGGAUAUUAUAUUUAUUUUGAAUGAGCUACAGGAACAGUAUGAGGAUGUUCCAAUUACGGAAGAAUCACCUUUGGAUGAAAUUACUUCAGACAGAAAGUUAUCAAGUAUAGCAGGAUGCUAUCUAAAAUAUAAGAAGAAAAACAGUUUAUCUUCCAAACUCCCUGAACCUUCAAUAUCCAAAAAGUUAAAUAACAAAAGCAACCAAUAUUAUAGCAAAAUUAUGGAGAACAAUGACCUUGAAUCUAAAAGAUCAAAAAAUACUUGGCAAAUAAGAAAAUUUCUGGAUGGGGUCAGCAGCAGUAAUGUAGGAGUCCAAGAACCAUAUUCAAAGAAUGGCAUAAACUUUAAAAAACAUUCAGAGAAGGGUGAAAUUCAUGACUCAAAGUCUAAACCACAAAGCUUGAAGAGUAGUACAAGCCUCAGUAAGUCGCUGGAUAAAAGUGAUAUUUCUAGUAUCCCAAAACUUCAGAAGCCAACUGUAAGAAAGCGUUCCAGCCUCCUAAAGCAGGUUUCGUCUACGGAAAAAACUGCAAUUAAUACUCUGGAAAACUUCUGUGAAGCUAUCAGUAAACUUCAAGAAAAUUACAUUUCAGCAGAAGGACUUCAGUCUAUUUUGCCUUCAGUAGGAAUUACUUUAUUAGAUAAAGAAUUCCAGAAGAUUGUGACAGACACUAGUAGAAAUGAGAAUGGAAUGGUGGAGUUAGAUGACUUUAUAAGUACUCUCGCCAACGAGCAAAGUUUUCCUGAAUGCAAUGCAUUGCCUGGUGUCAUUAAAGCCAUUGAUAAAAUUAAAGAUAAAAAUGUGGAUUAUGAGGAUCUAAAUACUUGUCUUCAAGAUUUUGGUAUUUACCUUUCUAAGCCAGAAUUUAAGAAGAUCACAGAAUUGACUGAAGCUGGUGAAACAAAAAAAGUGAAUUUUAAAGAAUUCAUUGAUACUAUGAUGAGCAACACGGAAUGCUUCUCUGAAAAAUUAUUAUUGCCUGAUGCUAUUGAAACCCUCGACAAUCUCAGAAAGGAGACGAUGAGUGUUUCUGACCUGUGGAAUAUUCUGUCUAGUUUGAAUAGUAAUUUAAAAAAGGAUGAAUUUCUAGCUGCAUUGAAACUAGUUACAGUUGAUGAAGGUGACAAAGUACAAUUUGAAGAAUUUGCACAAGUAGUAAGGAAUAUGCGUGAUGCUGCCAGGUUAGAAGAGUUACAGGAAGUUGUCUUAGCUGCUGAUUUGCUUGAAGGUGACAUGAUAGCUGAGGAGAACUUGGAAGACUUUCUAAGAAAUAUUGGGAUUAAGUCACCUAAAGAAGAGGUAGAGAAAAUUCUUCAAUCAGAUUUUGUUUCUGAAGAUAACAUGGUGAACAUUAAAGACUGUAUGAGGGCUUUGAGGGACACCCAGAAAUUUUCCAAUUAUAUUGCAUUGAAUGAGACUAUCAAUACAUUGGACUCCAUGAAAGAAAAUUGUCAGUUUGACAAAGACAAAAAUCUAGAUGUACUUGAAAACACUGAUAGGCUUUCUUUUACUGAUGACAUACUUCAAGAAGUAAUGGAUGACUCCUUUGUUGAAGAUUUUAGGAAAGAGGCUUCAAAUCUAAAAUUACCAAAGGUAAACGAGAUUAAAGAAGUUGCUAACAUCUUGUCACAUGUUGAUAAUGGCAAGAUUGGUGUACCUGAUUUGGAGCAUGCCUUGAAAUGUUUGAAUGUUAAUUUAACUGAGGAGGACUUCAAUGGAGCCCUUAACUGUUGUAACGUCAGUGAUAAUAUGGAGGUGGAUUUAAAAGAUUUCUUAAUUAAAAUGAAAGAAAGUCCACAUUUCCAAAAGUCCAAAGCUACACAGAUACUCUUAGCUGCUACCCAAAUUCUCCAGAAUGAUCUAAUUGAUGUCUCUGACCUCAAGACGUUAUUGAUGGACAAGGACCUUCAUACAGCUAAUGCUAUACUUACUGUAAUGUUAAGACAUGUACCUGAACAUGAAAGUGGCAAGGUUACCAUUCAAGAAUUUAUGACUAAAUUCUCCGAUAUAUUGACAAUUCCUAAACCUGCAGAAGAUAAAUUUUACAACAACAACAUUCACAAAAAUGAUGUUACAACCAUUUCUGGUCUCCAGAAAAAUUUAAAUGCCAUGGGAAUCUAUCUGACAGAUGAUAAAAUACAGAAAACUUUGGAUAAUACUAAUCCUAAUGAUGAAGUGGUGCAUUUUAAGGAUUUUAUCAGAGAAUUGGCCAACACUGAUGAAUUUAUUGAAUGCCAAAAAAUAGAAGAUGCAUGGAAUAUUAUUAAUAGUGUCUGCGAUGGGAAAGUUGACAUUGAAGACCUUUUAUCCACUUUGAAGAGCCUGGAGAAACCUUUAGAUGAAGAACAAUUUAAGGUCUUAUCAAACAGUGCAACAGAUGGGAAGGUUGAUAUAAAAAACCUGAAGACCGUUCUAGACAACAUGGGAAUCAAGCUCACAGAUAAAGAACUUGAAGAUCUGACACAAAGCCUGCCAGUCGGUGCUGAUAAUAAAGUGGCUCUGAAAGCAUUGGAGGAUGAAGUGAAAGCUUUUACUGGGAAGGUUGAUAUAAAAAACCUGAAGACCGUUCUAGACAACAUGGGAAUCAAGCUCACAGAUAAAGAACUUGAAGAUCUGACACAAAGCCUGCCAGUCGGUGCUGAUAAUAAAGUGGCUCUGAAAGCAUUGGAGGAUGAAGUGAAAGCUUUUACUGGAGAGGAAGUUGAUGUCAAUGACAUGAAAACAAUUCUAGGAAACAUGGGGAUAGAGCUUACGGAUAAAGAACUCACAGAACUGGUAAAUAAUCUGCCAGUUGAUGAUGGAAAGGUCUAUCAGAAAAGAUUGCUGGACGGUAUAAAGUUUCUUAGAGGGGGGAAGAUUGACUCCAGCAAAGUGGACAUGGUUUUGGGAAACAUGGGCAUAAACCUCACUGAAAAAGAACUUGAAGAUCUAACACAAAACCUACCAGUUGAUGUUAAUGGUAAGGUUGAUCUGAAAAAGGUGAUGAAUGAAAUGAAAUAUUUUACAGGAGACAAAGUUGAUACAAAUAAACUUAAAAGUGUUUUAGGAAACUUGGGGAUUGAGCUCAUGCCUGAUGAACACUUGAACUUGCUGAAAACAUUGCCAGUUAAUGCUGAUGGAAAAGUGUAUCAGAAAAGGUUGAUGAAAGGCAUAAAGUCUCUUGAGCAAGGCAGUGUUGAUGUCAAUAAGCUGGACACUCUUUUAGAAAACAUGGGGAUAAAGAUCACGGAAGAGGAAUUCAUGGAUCUAACAGAAAGACUACCAGAUGACUCUGAAAAGAAAGUCAAACUAAAUAAGUUGAUUAAAGAAUUGAGUGCUGUUUUAGGAAAACAGGUAGAUGUCUGUGACCUAGAAGAUGCACUAAAAGACAUGGAAAUAGAGGUCCCAUAUGAGGACUACUUGCAUUUAGUAAAAACUUUGCCGCUUGAUGCUGAAGGAAAGGUGUAUCAAAAAAGGUUGCUGGAUGGUAUAAAGACUGUUAAAAGAGGAAAAGUUGAUAUAAAUGACCUGGAUAAAUUUCUGGAAAAUAUGGGGAUUGAGCUCUCAGAAAAGGAACUUGAAGAUUUUUCAAAAGACCUACCAGUUGAUGUUGAUGAGAAGGUUGAUCUGAAAAACAUGAUGCUGAGAAUAAAAGAUUUUACAGGAGAAAAGGUUGAUGCCAGAGAUCUGAAAAAUGUUCUUGGAGACAUGGGGAUAGAAGUCAAUGAUAAGGACUGCGUGGAACUGCUAAAAUUACUACCAGUUGAUGGUGAUAAGAAAGUUUUUCGGAAUAGAUUGCUAACGGGUUUGAAGUCUUUCAAAGGAGGAAAGGUUGAUAUCGGUAACCUGAAGACGAUUCUUGGGAACAUGGGGAUCAAGCUCAAAAAUAAGGAACUUCAAAGUGUGAUACAAAAUCAACCUGUUGAUGCUAAUGGAAAUGUUCCUCUGAAAAAGGUGAUGGAUGAUGUGAAAGCAAUUAUAGGAGAAAAACUUAACGUGGAAAAUCUAAAAAAUAUUCUCGAAGGCCUUGGAAUAGAAUUCACACCUAAAGAAUACUUGGAACUGGUACAAAAUCUGCAAAUUGAUGAUGAUGGAACUAUAUCUGAAAAUAGAUUGCUAGAUGGUGUGAAAUCAUUCAAAGGUGGAAGAGUUGAUGUUAGUAACCUGGAAAAUGUUUUGGAAAAUGUGAAAAUCAUGCUUCCAGAUAAGGAACUUAAAGAUUUGUCACAAAACCUACCAGUUGAUGCUUCUGGGAUGACUGAUCUGCAUAAACUACUAAAAGAAGUAAAUAAAUUCACAGGAGGAAAAAUUCAAGCCAAGGACAUACAAAAAGUACUGGGAGACAUGGGAGUAGAGCUCACAAAUAGGGAACUCUGGAACCUGAUGAAAAUGUUGCCAAUUACUGAUGACGGAAAGGUAUAUAAAAAUAUAUUGCUUGAUAAUAUAAAAUCAUUUCCUGGUGGGAAGUGCAAUGUCUCUAAAAUUGGUACUAUCCUGGAAAACAUGGGUUAUGAGCUGGAAGAUGAGGAAAUUGAAUACCUGCAGAACCACCUGCCAACUACUGAUGAAAAGAAGGUUAAACUGAAUAAGGUCAUGGAAAAUGUAGAGUCAUUUACAGGAACCAAGAUUAAUACUAAUGAAGUAGAUGAUAUUUUGAAAAACAUAGGGAUAGAACUCACACCUAAGGAACGCUGGAAGCUGCUAAAAACUCUGCCAGUUACUUCUGAUGGAAAAGUGUGUCGCAAUCUGUUACUAGAUCGUUUAAAGACUUUCCAAGGAGGGAAGGUCUUUGAAAAUAAACUAGAAACCAUUCUGGAAAACAUGAACUACAAACUUGAAAAUGAAGAAAUGAAAGAUCUACGGAACCAUUUGAAAAUUGAUGACAAUGGAAAGAUUUUAUUAAAUUCUGUGAUCCGUGCAGCCAAUUUAUUUUCUGGUGAUAAGAUAAAUGCCAGUGACAUACAACUUUAUCUAGGAAAUGUAGGUAUUGAAUUUACAAAUAAAGAAAACCAGGAUCUACUGGACAUAGUGCCAUUGGAUGAUAAUAAAAGGGUAUAUAAAGAUAGGCUGAUGGAUGGAGUGAAGACUUACAGAGGAGGAAAGGUUAAUGUCAAUAAAAUAGAUGAUGCUCUUGAAAACAUGAGAAUCCCACUUGAGGAAGAAGAAAUUGAGAAACUGUGUGAAGACUUACCUCUUGAUGAUGAGAGAAGAGUUAAACUGGAUUUACUUCUGAAUGAAGUAGAUGAAAUUUUAGGGGAAGAAAUUGACUAUCAAGACCUGGAAAAUAUUCUGAAAAACAUAGGGUUAAGACUCCAACUAAAGGAAAACUCGGUAUUGAUGAAAAGUUUGCCACUUGAUGCUGCUGGAAAGUUGUAUAAGCGUAAGUUGCUGGAUGGUAUAAGGUCUCUCAAAGGAGUGAAGCUUAGUGUUGAUAAACUAGAACCUUUCAUGGAACAUAUGGGCUUUGAGCUUGAGGAAGAGGAAUACCAAGAUCUGAAAAACAACCUGCCCAUUGAUGAUGAGGGAAGAGUUAAUGUGAAUGUGGUGAUGGAUGAAGGAUAUCUUUUUACAGGUGAGAAGGUUGAUGCUAGGAACCUGGAAAAUUUUCUGGAAAAUAUGGGGAUAAAUCUCACAGAAGAUAAAGGCAUGCAACUGCUGAAUAAUCUUCCAAUUGAUGCCAAAGGAAAGGUAUAUGUGAACAGAUUGAUGAAAGAAUUGAGAGGUCUUGAAGGAACAAAAGUGUCUUCAGAUAAGAUGGAAAUUUUCAUGAAAAGCAUGGGAAUUGAUCUCAAGGAGAAAGAAAUCCAGGCACUGAAGGACCACCUACCAGUUGAUGAUAAUGGGAAGACUGAUUUGAAUACGAUGAUGGAUGAAGUUAAAAAUGUUACAGGAGAGAAGAUUCAUGCUGGGGAUGUGAAAAAUGUUCUGGAAAACAUGGGAAUAGAGAUCACAAAUAAGGAGCACAAAAAGCUUCUGAAAACUCUGCCAGUUUCUGCUGAUAAAAAGGUGUUUAAGAAAGAAUUAUUGGAUGGUGUGAAAUCCUUCAGAGGAGGGCAGGUUAAUGUCAAUGACCUAACGAGUGUUUUACAAAACACUGGGUUCAGACUCGAAGAAAAAGAAAUCAAGGACCUGAAGAGUCACCUGCCAGUGACUGAAAAUGAAAAGGUUGACCUGGAUGUCUUGAUGGAUGCAGCAAAAGCUUUUACAGGAGAAAAGGUUGAAGCUGAUAACCUUAAAAAUGUGCUGAGAAACAUGGGGAUCGAGCUAACAGAAAAAGAACACUCGAUGCUGUUAAAAACUCUGCCAGUCUGUGAUGGAAAGGUGUAUAAGAAAAAAUUACUGGAUAGUGUGAAGCCUCUCAAAGGAAAAAAAGUCAGUGUCAGUAAUCUGGAAACUCUUCUAAAUAAUAUGGAAAUCGAAGUUGGGAAAGAGGAAUAUGAGGACCUACUGAACCAUCUGCCAGUUGAUGAAAAUGAAAUGGUUGAUGUGAAUGUGGUGAUGGAUGAAGCAAAAGCUUUUACAGGAGAAAAAGUUAAUGUCAGUAAUCUGGGGAAUGAGCUGAGGAAAAUGGGGCUCAUACUCACUGAUGAGGAGCACAAGAAGCUGCUGAAAACUCUGCCAAUUUGCACUAAUGGAAAGGUAUAUAAGAAUAGAUUGCUCAAAGGUGUGAAGGCCCUCAAUGGGCCAAGGGUCAAAAUCAAAAAAGUGGAGACAUUUUUGGAAAACAUGGGAACUAAAAUCAAGGAUGAGGAACUUGAGGAGCUCAUGACCCAACUACCAACUGAGGGUGAGACAGCAGUUGACCUGAAUGACUUAAUGGAUGCUGUCAGUUACAUCAAGGGUGAGGUGAUUGAUGUCCAGAACUUAGACAACUUUCUAGUAAGCGAAGGGAUUGAGCUCACGGAAGAAGAAAUGAAGGAGUUGAUGCCUCAUUUGAAAUUUAAUGGAAAUGGAAAGAUUAAUGUUAAGUCAAUAAUGGAGGGCCUGAAGAAGUUUAAACCAAAAGGAAUGGCGACUCUGCAUAAGCUGAAAACUGCAAAUGAUAUUAAAGACAGAGUCACUGGCCACAUGGCAGUUUCAGAAAUUAAACCAAAAUUUAAGCUGAAUCCUCUAACAAAGGUACCCAUCUCCCACAGUAAAAGGGAUAGAGACUUACCAGGAUCUCUUCAAUGCCAAUUACAACACAAAGAAAAGAAGCUAAGUGCUUCACAAAUGGCAGCUUUCCAAGAUGCCUACAACUUCUUCAACAAGGACAAAACUGGCUGUAUUGAUUUCCAUGGACUGAUGUGCACUGUAGCUAAGCUGGGAAUGAAUCUAACCAAGCAUGAUGUCUAUAAUGAAUUGAAAUGUGCUGAUAUUGAUCGAGAUGGGAAGGUGAACUUCUCAGACUUUAUCAAGGUGCUAACAGAUAAGAAUCUCUUCCUCAAGGCAGUGGUUCCAGAAAAGGAGACCUGUUUAGAUUUAGCUGGCAACCCCGGAAUCCUAUUGUUUGAAAUCCUAUCAAAGCUUCUAGAGACUUCAGCCCUACCCAAAAAGUCUAUACUAGAAAUAGUAAGCUAUUUCCAAAGAAAAUUCCAGCAUACUGGCCCAGGAAUGUUGUGGAGUCCCUACACUAUGGGCUAUGGAAAAAGGACACUUAAGCCAGACAUAUGCACACCUCCAAGCUCAAGCAUGGCUGCCUUUGCUAAUGCUGCCCGGAUUGCAAUAAUGAAAGAAAAGGAUUUAUUUAAAUUUCUUGAAGAGCUCAAGAGAUGCAAUUCCCAUUCAGAUAGCCCAUAUUCAAAAAUACCCAUCUUUCCAUUGUUCCCUAAUGUGGAUGGGGUGGUGAUGGGAAAGCCAUUCAAAGACAUGCAGAAAUUAGAGAUGCUAAGAAGAAAGGAGCCUUUGAAUUUCUUUGAGGAUUAUUUUUUCCAUAAAAGAGACUGGAAAACACAGGCAGCAAAUAUAAAGUCUAUGGACCCUGCCUCAGGUUAUUCAAAUAACAUCACCAUUGAUCAAAUACUCAAGAAAAAGCAGACUUGUACAGUGGCUGAUGAAACUGCUAUUAAACAACACGUGAAGAGAGCUACUGAUACCUAUAAUUUUGGAAUUGCCCUUGAACACCGGAAAGAAAUGCUAAACCUCUGGCAGAAGAUCCGAGGGGAUUUGAUUGGGAUAGACUCUAGAAAUGAGUCCUUUUAUGACACCUUUUCUACUUAUACAUGGUCCUGGAAUGUUUGCCAAGAACUACUUUCUCCUAAGGACUUAAGGUUAUAUGAUGCCUAUGUGAAUAGAAAUUCCUCCCAUAACUCCAGAUCCUUUUCCUCAUCAGAUACCAGUGAAUGUGACACAGACUCAGGAAGAAAAAGAAAACGGAAAGGUUUAAAGGGAUUUCAGUAAUGAAAUUUCUACAUUUUCUAAACAGCUCAUCACAAACUACUUUUUCAUAGUUAUCAAAAUUAUGGUUUCUUGCUUUUGUCUAAGUACAUUCUUAGAAGCUGGAAAUUUUGACAUCUUUUGGAUUCUGACCAGUAAAAACGUUUAAGUCAUAAAAUGGUUUCCCUUUCAUUAAA